UAAAUUUUGAGUUGGUAAAAGUAUAAUUUCAUAAUGUAAUUACCAAAAAAUUUAUUUAAAGCAAUUACAGAAGAAACAAAAAUGGCACUGUAAAGUUCGUAUAGGAAUGGCAUUAUACUUUUUUCUUUUUUUGGCAACAAAAAGUGAGAAAUAAAAACCCCCGGGGAAAAAAAAGAAAAGGGAAAUGCCGCCUAUUUCAAUUAAUCAAACAGAAAAGGCCAAAACCACUUUAUAAUUUGUAGCAGUUCAUAUCAUCAUCGUCAUCAAUCUUUCUUCUUCUCUCUCUCUCUCAAAAUGGGGUUUUAUCUCUGCGUGUGAAAUUUGAAGAGUUUUCUUUCUUUAAUACAAAUCAUAUUCUAUCCAUUUCUUCGAGGAAAUCUGUUUCGAACUCACUUGCUCUCCGAGUGUUUUUCUGACACCAAACUUCCUCUCUCUUUGAAUCCAAGUUACCCCAUUUUUCUCUUUUUCCUUUUCCUUUUUUUUUUUAGUGUGUUUUAAUUUUCUGACUUCACUCUUUUUCACUCUCCCCACUUUUACUUUCUGGGUAGUUACUAAUUUCCCACAGGUUUCGUUCUAUUUCCCGUUUCUUGAACAAACCCAGCUGAUUUUUUCUUUUCUUUUUGCUCCUUUUCUGGGUUCUUUGAGCAAUUUCUUGAACUUCUGCUGUUGAUUAUGGAGUCUGUUCGUUUGAGGGUAUUCUUACUUAGCCUACUUCUCAUAGUUGGGAUUGCUGAGGCGUUUCCUCCAGAUGAAGUUUUUGCCCUGAAAGCCUUUAAGGAAGCCAUAUACGAAGACCCUUUUUUUGUCUUGACGAAUUGGCAAACUUUAGAUUCAGAUCCUUGUGAAUGUUUUGGCAUUUCUUGCACAGAGGCCCGAGAUCAUGUCACAAAGCUGAAUAUUAGCGGGGCAUCUCUGAAGGGUUUUCUUCCACCUGAGUUGUAUCUAUUGUCUUAUCUGGAAGAACUGUGAGUUCUUAUCGCAUUAACUACCUUUGAUCCCACCUUUUGAUAUUUCUAAAUCAUGUAACCGUAACGGGUGUAUACAACCGUCAUAUGCAGAAUUUUGCAUCAGAACGCGCUGAUUAGUACCAUACCCAAACAAAUUGGUUUGUUGAAAAACCUUAAGGUCUUGGAUUUGGGUGCGAACCAGCUUACUGGACCUAUUCCACCUGACCUUGCAAAUCUCGGAAGCAUUGUGAAAAUGUUAGUAAAUGUGCAUUUUAUUUACUGAGGGUUGCAACUUGUUUCUGGCUUUCUCUCGAACUCAACUUGAAUUUAUGUGCUGGUGUAUUAUGCAGAAAUCUUCAGUCUAAUGGGUUGACAGGGAAAUUACCUCCUGAACUUGGUAGUUUGAAGUCCCUUCAGGAACUUCGGUUGGACAGAAAUAAGCUCCAAGGGCCUGUCCCUGCCAGUAAUGGCUCAGAGUUUUCGAAUAAUGUCCAUGGAAUGUUCUCCACUAUGGAGGCAAGUGGUCUAUGCCGCUCAUCACAGUUGAAGGUUGUUGAUCUUUCAUACAACUUUUUCACUGGACUACUACCUAAGUGCUUGGAGCAUUUUCCAAGGGUGAGCUUCCAAGGGAAUUGCCUAGAUGAUAAGGUUCCAAAGCAACGACCUACUGGGCAGUGUGUCACUGGAGGUGCUCCAACAUCAAAUGGCCGUCAAGUAGUCAGCAAUAGCCACCAUGCUGUUGAAGAUCCCAAGCAUCAUACCUCCAGUCCGAAACCUUCCUGGCUUUUACCGCUGGAAAUAGUAACUGGGGUUAUGGUUGGUACCCUAGUACUGGGUAUUAUCAUCUCCGCUCUUCACAAGUGGAAAAAGAAACCUUUCAUUAUUAACCCAUGGAAGAGAUCAGCAAGUGAUAGGGGCUAUUCUACCAUUUGCGUAGAUCCUGAAAUCCUCAAAGGUGUAGCGAGAUUCAACAGGCAAGAACUUGAAGUAGCCUGUGAAGAUUUUAGCAAUAUUAUUGGAUCAUCACCAGACAGCCUCGUCUAUAAGGGUAAUAUUAAAGGUGGACCUGAAAUUGCUGUGAUAUCUCUUUGCGUUGCAGAAGAGCAUUGGACAGGCUAUUUGGAAUUUUAUUUUCAAAAGGAGGUGGCAGAUUUGUCCAGAUUAAAUCAUGAAAAUACUGGGAAGUUAUUGGGUUACUGCCGGGAGAGCAGUCCUUUUACAAGAAUGCUUGUUUUUGAGUAUGCAUCAAAUGGAACCUUGUAUGAGCACCUUCACUAUGGAGAAGGAUGUCAGUUAUCUUGGACACGGCGAAUGAGAAUUGUCAUUGGCAUUGCUAAGGGGCUGAAAUACCUUCAUACAGAACUUAAUCCACCAUUUACCAUCUCAGAACUGAAUUCCAGUGCAGUAUAUCUUACUGAUGACUUCUCUCCUAAGUUGGUUGAUUUUGAGAGCUGGAAGUCAAUCCUCUCUAGAUCAGAAAAGAAUUCUGGCAGCAUCAGCAGUGAAGGAGCUAUUUGUGUCCUUCCAAAUGCCAUGGAGGCACGGCAUCUAGAUAUACAGGGGAACAUAUACGCAUUUGGGAUCCUAAUACUAGAAAUAGUCAGUGGGAGGCCUCCAUAUUCUGAGGACAAGGGUUACUUGGUAGAUUGGGCUAAAGAAUAUCUUCAAGUGCCAGAAUCAAUGUCCUCUGUGGUGGAUCCUGAAUUGAAGCAUUUCAAGCUAGAAGAUCUUAAAGUGAUAUGUGAAGUCGUAAAUAUCUGCAUCCAGGCAAGCUCCCACAGUAUCAGUUCAAUGCAAGACUUGUGUGCAAGGUUAGAAAGUGGCAUCGACACCUCAGUAACUGCAGAACUUCGAGCGUCUUCUUUGGCGUGGGCGGAGCUUGCACUUGCAUCCUAAUACCUGAUGAUGCCGCAACAACACCUAACACUGUAAAUCCUGUUCGAAUUUCCUCUACCCUUUUCGCCUUCUCCCUUGCUGGUUUGUUACAGAAGCGAGCGAGAUGUUGUAAAUGCAGCAAUGUCACUAUAGAAAGUUUUUAGUAGUCCUUGUGACUGAUGAUUGAUUGAGAUACCAAUUCUUUGUAUACGGCUGACCUGUAGGUGAAGCAAUGUUAUAUAGCAGUUUUCAUUCUAACACAACAAAUGUUUCAUUCUGAAGCAAAGCAUCAUGAUGAGCCAAUUUACAGGAUAUUAGCCAUGCAUAUAAGAUAAAGGUUGUUACUUGUUGUCCACACGUUUCCACAUUUUUGGCGCAACUGUAUAUUCAUUUUUGUCUCUUAUCAGUAUUUGCAUAAGAUAUGGAGUAAUUUUAUACCAUAGUUUACUAACAAACAAUGAUCUUAAAAUUGGAGUUUGUACAGAUAGACGGAAUCCGAAAUUGGAUAAUAAUUUCAAUAAUUUCCCCUAAUUUGUUCAUCAAAUUUGGAUCUCAGAAUGGGAUUUUUGUUUAGUAAUGAUUGCAUACAUUUAUCAACGAGAAAUUAAAAUUUGACUAGGAAAAUUCUGACGCCAAAACACCAUUAUACAAAGAAAAAUGGGCCUGGAUUAACAUUUUAUCAAAUGUACGUCAGUCGAGCUAGCCUUCACAAUCGACGAACCUCAUUGCCGGCCGGCCCAGAAAGGUGGGUGCUUUUUACGGCCAAAGGGAAAUUGGCGCCUUUGUCUUUUCUGAAUGUUCCAACUCCCACGCCUGCUAAAACCACGGCUCCGCCACCACGAACCGUCACUUUGCCAUUUCCAGAUAACUGAUCAUUGUUGAGUGUUGACCCAGGUCAGACUGCUAUUUGACUUUGGAAGCUUUUCAUUCCAAUCCACAUCUGGAUUUCGUUUUUCAAAUAUGUUUCACCGUGUUUGUUCAGCUAUAAUCUGCCCUAGUGAAUUCCUGUGUUGGGUAGUGGAUUGCCUUCUUCCAGAAAUUGUAAAGUUAUAUUUAAUUCUGAAUUAGUUACUGUUCUGGGUUUUUGGAAUAGCAAAUGUUCACUGGAAAUGGUUCCAAGAAUCGUGAUAAACUUCUGGAUGAAGAGAUUUUUUGGAUGUAAUUUGAUAGUGCAUUUCUAAUCUUCUUCGGUAUCAUGCAAAGCAGCUCUCUUUAUUUCAUUAAUUUUCUCCAACUUUUGAGAUUCUGAUUAGCUGUUUCUUUUUUUUUUUUCUUUUUUUUUGCUGACGGACCAAGUAAUCUCUGCUAGAUUUUUCUUUCUAUUUUUUAGUAUAGUAUCAGUGAUAUAGUAUGAUUCCUUAGUUCAAUCAUUAGUAUAGAUGGUACUGGUUGGAUAUCAUAUACGGAUGCACAAAGUUUCUGUUAGUAUGCUGAACAUAUUUCUCUUGCUGAUCACUUAGCCAUUUUGCUUGUCCUCAAAAAGAUUUUAUGAUUGACUUGUCAGCCAAGAGGUUUGCUUUAUUCAGGAU
This is a messenger RNA of Oldenlandia corymbosa var. corymbosa, 4351 nucleotides long. The record is from the annotation of a GenBank genome assembly. Lineage: Eukaryota; Viridiplantae; Streptophyta; Magnoliopsida; Gentianales; Rubiaceae.